AUGGCUUCGCGGCGGCCGCGGGGUCUCGUAGCUACCCUUCUGGUCGCAUUGUUCGGCGGGUGCUGGAUCAGCCAGUCUUUCGUGGCAGGCCGCCCGCCUGCGCCGAGAGCGCGGUCCGUGGCACGCUGCGCCGAGGAAGAGGCAUCCGGAGUAGCCCUCGAGGACCCACCCAGCGACGCUGAGAUCUCAGAAGAGACCAGCUUGGACCCUCGUCCUCUCCGCAAGUUCAAGCCAAAGCGUGAGCGUCGUGGCACCUUGUGCUAUGCACGCAGGGAGCUGAACGAGGAGGCAGAGAGGCUGCGCCCAUACAUUGAGCCCCUCCUCUAUGACAAGCACCUGUCCCUCAAGGAGAUCACCUUUGCAGGGAUGCCCAGAAUGAGUUCCGAGUUGUGUCCGAAGUGCUUCCGUUGGGGGAUGCAGAUGUUGCGUCCACUGCUCCUGGGUUUUGUUCGGCUGGCAGUGCUUGACGCACUUCGCACUUCAGAGCUUUCUGGGAGCCUCCCCACGAAGGAGCAGGUUUCUGAAAUUGCCGACUCCGCCGAGCGCUGUGUGAUCCCUAUUGAAGGCGAUACGGGCCUGGGGCUCGUCUGUAAGAACGACCUGGCGGCCUCCUCUUCCUUGCCUUUUGGUGUGCAGUGCGUCAUGUGCGGCCAACUCUACGGAAGCGAGAUCGACCCCAUGGAGUCCUGUGUGGUUCAAACGCAGCCCUACAAAUGGAUGCGCUGGGAGUACUCGGAGAUAAAGAUCAAAGUGUCAAAGCGAAAGGCAAAUCGUGUCUGCAGAGGACUUCUCUACAAAGUUCCUGGAUAUCGUUUAGCUUCUCUCUCCUGCAACUCCGAGCUGAGCAAGAUGUACCCGGAGGCUUCUUGCUGGGCCGUCCUUCCGCAGCUUGGUGGCUCGCCGGCAAGGACCUGUCUCACGCACAUCCUCAAUGCAGAGGUGCUGAAUCGCAAGGGCAAGGAGCUGCGGCACUUGCUCUACAAGCCGCGUGUUGGCCUGCCAGUUUUCACCGAGCACAAGGUUCGUCGGUUGAUGCGCCGAGCCAAGAAUUCUGAAGGCGUGCGCAUCAACCGAUUCGUGCGCCCCCAGCACCUGCCGCCGAACGCCCCCGGAGCACCUUAUGCCAAGCCGAUGAAGGACGUCUACGCCGAAGUGCCGUCCCGAACUCAAAGUUUCAGAAGUGUGGCCCCAGCUCCUUCACGAUAA
Messenger RNA from Symbiodinium sp. CCMP2456, 1206 nucleotides. NCBI's taxonomy places the organism in Eukaryota, Dinophyceae, Suessiales, Symbiodiniaceae. The record is from the annotation of a GenBank genome assembly.